Pseudozyma hubeiensis SY62 is the source of this 2133-nucleotide messenger RNA. RefSeq lists its product as hypothetical. Gene Ontology annotation, cellular component: endoplasmic reticulum membrane. NCBI's taxonomy places the organism in Eukaryota, Fungi, Basidiomycota, Ustilaginomycetes, Ustilaginales, Ustilaginaceae. Bases 1 to 2133 code for a protein of 710 amino acids. The transcript has a single exon. Gene Ontology annotation, molecular function: phosphatidate cytidylyltransferase activity. The record is from RefSeq and is a predicted model, not a curated record.
AUGCCUCGUGAUUCCAAAAAAUGGCCCGUUCGUCACCGGUUGCUGGACCAAAUCAGAGCCCUUUCUUCUCGCGUUCUUGGUGGGACAUCGCUUUCUUCCACCACCCCGCUCAACCAUCCCGAGCUCGCCAUCAGCAGUCCGCUCGCUGAUUCUGAUCGAAGCAUCGCAAUGGCUUCAUCUCACAACGGAGGUCGCUUCGCCUCGCGCACCGCCUUCGAGGCGCUCCAGGUCGAAGAAAUCGAAUCCGACGAGGAAGAGAGCGUCGUCGUCGAGCAACCUGCAAAGCCGGCUCAGCCAGCUGCCAAGGCUUCGCCGGUAAAAGACAAUGGCAACGCCAAGGCCGGCAACACCAAAGCUGACAAGUCCGAGUCUCAGACCAAGUCAGCUGCGCAAGACACCUCGAAAAGCGGAUCCACCAACACCAGCGAAAAGGUGGUAGCUCCCGCCGGCUACAACGGAGACGACAGAGCAGAAUCAGCUCAGCCACUCGCCGACUCUCUCGCGGAUAAGAUCGGCGCUCAGAGCAAGAUCAUCCCCACACCCUCUGCUCCGUUUGCCACCUCGGCUCCGAAGCAAAGCGCUCCCACCAGCCAGGCGACAGCGGCUGCUCCAGCUCAACCUGCCAAGCCCGCAUCGACGGAGGCGGCUCGUCCCGAACCCAUCCUCAAUGCCUCAGCCAAGACAACGAGCAAUGCGCCUGCUCCAGAUAUCAAGUUCCAGGCUGCGCAGCCGCGUGCUCAGCUCGAGGUUCCCAAGCCGCACCAGACUGGAAAGCAGCUGAAACAGCAGCCGCAGUCGCAGCCACCCCAACAAAGCCAGGAGGAUGCUGCUGCAGCCGCAAAGGCAAAGUGGCAAAAGAUCUGGGAGAGGACGUUGUACACACUCAUCAUGAUUGGAGGCUUCCUCGGUUUGCUGCUCCUCGGGCAUCCGUACAUGAUUCUGCUAGUGAUGGUGUGUCAGACGCUCGUAUACCGCGAGGUUGUGGCCCUCUUCAACAUCCCCAAUCGACCAUCGGUGACCGGCAGUGGUGGAGGAGGACGAUCCAGCCGCAUGUCAUCCGCCCCAACGAGCGCCGCCACCAGCGAGGUGGAUGACGACGAGGAAGAGGAGCGCGUCCAGAGGCGGCUCGAAGGACGUCGCGACCAGCUCUGGAGCAAGACGCUCAGUUGGUACUUUUUCGCUACUGCCAACUACUUUUUGUACGGCGAGUCGAUCAUCUACUACUUCAAGCACAUCGUCUUUGUAGAUGCGUGGUUCAUUCCGUUCGCACGACACCAUCGCUUCCUGUCGUUCAUGUUGUACGUGUUCGGCUUCAUGGCGUUUGUCUCGAACCUCAAGCGUCGCAACCUCAAGCAUCAGUUCGGACUGUUCUGCUGGGUGCACAUGUCGCUGCUGCUCAUCGUGUUUUCGAGCCACUUUAUCGUCAACAACAUCCUCGAGGGCCUCAUCUGGCUGUUGGUGCCCGCCUCGCUGGUGGUGUGCAACGACGUGUUUGCGUACAUCUGCGGCAUGACGUUCGGUCGAACGCCGCUGAUCGAUCUCAGCCCCAAGAAGACGGUGGAAGGAUUUGUGGGAGCGAUCAUCGUGACCGAGGUGUUCGCGUACGGUUGGGCGACCUUCUUCCAGCGAUACAACUACAUGAUCUGCCCUGCAGUCAGCUUGGGCAUGAAUGCGUUCAAGGACGUGAGCUGCGAGGUCAACCCGGUGUUCCACUGGCACUACCUCUCGUUGCCGCCCGCGAUCGCGUCGCUGGCCUCCUCGAUCGCAGGACACCGUGUCUCUGCGCUUCCCUGGACAGCGUUCCAGCUGCACUCUCUCGUGUUGGCUUCUUUUGCCAGCUUGGUGGCUCCGUUCGGCGGAUUCUUCGCUAGCGGCUUCAAACGCGCCUUCAACAUCAAGGACUUUGGCGACAGCAUCCCGGGACACGGUGGUCUCACCGACCGCUUCGACUGCCAAUUCUUGAUGGGGAUGUUCACCUACGUCUACUACUCGUCGUUGAUCCGAGAGCACCACGUCACUGUGGGCACAGUGCUGCAGACGGUCGUCACGCAACUCACGUUGGAGGAUCAGAUGGAGCUGUACAACGAGCUGAGCCGCUACCUAGUUGGACAAGGCAAGCUCGCCAAGGCUUGA